AUGGCAACAUUGCAAAUUUAUGAAACAUCUAUGUUGUGAUUUUGAGUUCAUGUCACAGAUAUGUAAGCUGUUCCCCUUCCAAGUUAUGAAGCUCGUUCGGCUGAGAUUAAAAUUGAUUCCGAAAAUAUUGGAUGAUAAAGAGUUAAAUGUAAAACUGAUUUUUUUGGUUCGCGAUCCUCGAGGUAUGAUGCAGUCUAGACGUAAUGUUGAGUUUUGUCCUAAUAAAAUAGACUGCGGAGAUCCGAAAAUCGCUUGUCAAGACAUGUUAAACGACUAUGUGGCAGCAAGUGAUCUGCUUCAAAAAUAUCCUGGAAGACUUAUGGUUAUACGUUUCGAAGAAUUAGCAAUGGAGCCUUAUGAUGUGUCAGCGAUAAUUUUAAAGUUUCUGGGGCAUUCUGUAACAGGACCAGUUUAUGAGUAUCUGAAUAAGCACACGAACGCAACUAAACCAUUUUCAAACACUUAUAGAGUUUCUAGUCGAGUGCCUUUUAAAUGGAAAAAUAAAAUGGAUUUUGUAGCUGUUAGUGAAAUACAGGAAGUCUGCAAAUUGGCGAUGAAGAAAUGGGGUUACAAGAUGGCGUUUAAUGAGACCCAUAUGAGAAGCGAAGAUUUUAACCCUUUGGAUGAUUAUACAAUAUAAAUGUGGAAAUCACUUUAUUUAACACGAAAUAUUCUUGACAAUCCUUGCAAUCCGGUUUCGCGGCUGACCUGAUCCAUCUGGUUAUCUAUCAUGACUAAAUACUGAAACAUCACCAAGUGGGGCGAAUGGAUGACAAUUAAAUCGCAAUAGCAGUUUUAAUGUUAGCGGGAAUUCUGCUACGCACUUUUUUUUAACGACAUCAAAAAUCAUCAAAUGACCCCUCCUGCUGUGGGUUAGCAGCGGUGAGGGAGUGUCAGAUUCUUACUGACUAAAAACCGUCGUGUUCCGUCGUAGGCCUUUUAUGUACCAGGGCCGCGGUAACUCUUUCGAACAAUCCCGCAACCUCAUUGGUAUGCCAUUGGUGUGCCAUUUGGUCUAUACGGUAGUUUGAGUUCAAACAAAUUAAACCGAUGUUGAAAAAUAUAGGUACGAUAAGUAUAGGUAUUGUCGGUGAUUUUACAAAUCGAGCAAGGCCAAAACAAAUUUUAAUAAACUUCUACUUCCCCUCUUUCAAUUAGAUUAAGACCAACAAGUUAUCACACGAAAGUAUAUUGAAGAAACGCUUACGUCGAAGAUACCACCAAAUUAUAAAACAACUAUGUAUCUUAAAUUAAAAAAUAACGUUGACAACAUUUCAUGGUCUUCAUUCUACCAAGUACUUACUAAGGUACCUACCUAAGAAAUAACUUGACUGAAAUUGGCCGAUUUUGGUUGCGCAGUUACCCAGACAAUGUUCUUCGGACUCGUCAACAUCUUAGGUAGCUUCUAUAAGUACUUAAAACCAUGUAUUCUAUCGCAUUAUUGAAAUAAAUUGGUCACUUGUUA
Molecule: messenger RNA, 1465 nt
Organism: Helicoverpa armigera (cotton bollworm)
Lineage: Eukaryota; Metazoa; Arthropoda; Insecta; Lepidoptera; Noctuidae
Product: carbohydrate sulfotransferase 1
Exons: 4
Coding region: 20-640 (206 amino acids)
Biological process (GO): N-acetylglucosamine metabolic process; sulfur compound metabolic process
Molecular function (GO): N-acetylglucosamine 6-O-sulfotransferase activity
Source: RefSeq, a predicted model, not a curated record